Molecule: messenger RNA, 1318 nt
Organism: Oncorhynchus masou masou (cherry salmon)
Lineage: Eukaryota; Metazoa; Chordata; Actinopteri; Salmoniformes; Salmonidae
Gene: arpin
Product: actin related protein 2/3 complex inhibitor
Exons: 6
Coding region: 271-951 (226 amino acids)
Biological process (GO): negative regulation of actin nucleation
Source: RefSeq, a predicted model, not a curated record
UACCAAACAUAAUUUAAUUUCAGUAUCAAACAUUUAUACUCCUGUUUUUUCUGAUCUGAUUGAUGUUUUACUCACCUGUUUUACUCCGUGCUGUUGGUCGUCAAUUCCAGUGGUAUGCCGUUUACAUAAUUUCGGGACACACCGACUUUCAAAACGAGCACAACGACACUUUUUCCUUAUUUGACGUAGAAUCAGGAAGUCACGGGAUAGUUUUGCUUCGGUUUUUCGAGUAUCAAAACGGUGUGGUUGUUGCUUUCUCUAGAGUAAAAAAUGAGCCGAAUUUAUAACAAUACGUCCUUGCAGAAUAAACCUGUUCAUAAUGAAAAGAUUGAGCACGCGUGGGCCCCCUCCUCAUAUCAGAGUGGUCUAGGUGUCAUAUUAGAGGGGAAGUUGGUUGAUGUCUCACGCCAUGUUAUCACUGACGUCAACAAUCAGAAGGACCGUUUCUAUGUCCUAUACAUCAAACCUAGUCGAAUCCACCAAAGGAAAUUUGAUGCUAAAGGAAUGGAAAUUGAACCAAACUUCAGUGAUACCAAAAAGGUCAACACUGGUUAUCUCAUGUCAUCAUUCAAGGUGGAGGCUAAAGGAGAGACUGAUUGCCUCACUGAGGUCCAGCUGGAAAACCUAGUGACCAAGGAGGAUCUGGUGAAAGUGACAGGGAAACACUGUCUAAGUGGGACCUAUGCUUUCUGGUACCCAGAGGGAGAGAUGAGCAAGACUGAACUAGAAACAGGCCAGGACAUUCGACUGAAAACCAAAGGCGAUGGUCCAUUUAUUUUUUCCUUGGCCAAAGUCGAUGGAGGCACAGUGACCAAAUGCAAUUUUGCCGGAGACAAAGAAGCAGGAGCAUCGUGGACAGACAAAAUAAUGUCCAACAAAUCCGAUGCCAGCAGUGCAACGAAGUCUGAAGGCCAUGGCGAGGGAGCAGAUGAGGAGGAAUGGGAUGAAUGAGGAGAUGAUUGGAAUUGCACAGUAAAACCUCCUUAUUCCUGUGAUGGUUUGUACUCCACGGUUCUACCCUCUUAACAUUGCUUGUGCAGCAUAUGCACACUAAAGAGGAAGAGGGUCGUUUCAUUUUUUAUUCAGCACUCCUUUUGUAAUAUAGAGUUCUCUACAAGAAGUUGGCAAAUCUGGCUAUUGCAGUGUAUCUUCGGUAUAGGGGUGUACAUGUAUUGCUUUGAACCUGUCUUUGGUAAAUGUCAUACAUGCUUUACUUCUCUACGUUCUCUCUAUUGAAAAUGUAUCCUUGUUUGUAGAAGGGUACAAAUGAUAUGUACUGCACAUAUUAACCUUGUAAUAAAACAAAUAUGUAAAUUUA